Molecule: messenger RNA, 561 nt
Organism: Elephantulus edwardii (Cape elephant shrew)
Lineage: Eukaryota; Metazoa; Chordata; Mammalia; Macroscelidea; Macroscelididae
Product: interleukin-27 subunit beta-like
Exons: 5
Coding region: 1-561 (186 amino acids)
Molecular function (GO): protein binding
Source: RefSeq, a predicted model, not a curated record
AUGAAUCGUUUCAACUUGACAUCACUGUAUAGAAACCUGAAGGUAAAGUGUCGAUCCUCCAUGUACCCGGUCGCGGUAAAUUGCUUCUGGACACACUUCCCACCUCUAAAUGACACCAUACACGUCGAAUACAUCGCCACAUACAGGGUUGGAUACAACAAAUCUGCAGAGACCAAGACCUGCUUCCAGGAGACACCCAGCUCCCCAACCUGCAUCUUGGAUGAAAUCGUAGUGUUAUCCAAAGAGCCUCACGUGCUCAAUGUCACAGCCAUCCUCCCUGGGGGCAUCAACACUACCCUCUUUCCCUUUGUGCCUGAGGAAUUCAUUUGUAGCCAGAGGGCGCCCGUGAGCAUGGGAAUCUGGUCCAGGUCUCUGCCCACCGCCCUUCAGGGAACCUACCUUUCCCGGGUGGGCCCCACUGAAGACACCACCUUAAUUAUCAAGGCACUGCAACCGAAGGGCAAGUACUGCAUUCAGGUCAAAGCUCAGCAUUACUUGGACUAUGGGCAGCCAAGCGAAUGGAGUCCUGCUGCUGUUUACACUAUCACUCCAUUCAAGUAG